Molecule: messenger RNA, 708 nt
Organism: Malassezia japonica
Lineage: Eukaryota; Fungi; Basidiomycota; Malasseziomycetes; Malasseziales; Malasseziaceae
Exons: 1
Coding region: 1-708 (235 amino acids)
Cellular component (GO): nucleus
Source: RefSeq, a predicted model, not a curated record
AUGCCGGCGGUGGACCUGCGCUUGUUUGAGCCGCUUGGCGCGGUGCACUGCAUCCUCAGCGACGAUGCCAAAGGCGCUGAUAUUCUGAACGGUGUUGCCGAGGCCCUGAGCCUCGCGAGUGACGACGCCGAGCUCUUGCGCCUCACCACGCGCGGCGGACGCCAGGUCGGCCACGACGAGGCGCUUCCCAGCACCGUGCUCGAGGUGCGCGUGCGCUGCCUCGGCGGCAAAGGCGGUUUCGGUAACCAGCUGCGUGCGCAGGGCGGGCGCAUGAGUGCGCGCAGCAACGGCAACACGGACUCGUGCCGCGAUUUAAACGGCCGCCGCCUCAGCACCAUCAAAGAGGCGAAGCGCCUCGCUGAGUAUAUGGCCAAGGAGCCCGAGCGCCAGAAAGCGCUCGACGAUGCGCAGACACGCAAGUACGCCAAGCUCGAAAAGAUGCUGGGCCGCAAGCCCAAGUCGACGGAAGACUUUGAGGAGGCCGCGCAGAAGCUCCACGACGCCGGCGACGCUCUCGAGGGGCAGCCCGAGGCGGGCCCCUCGACCGAGGCUGCGCCCACGAAGCGCAAGGAGCGUAUCGAGGACCACGAGUACGUCGAGCAGAGCCGCGAGAUUGUCGACAAUGUGCGCAGCGCCGUUGCCAUGGCCAUGAAGAAGCGCAAGGUGAAAAAGACGCCGGCGAAGCCUGUAGCGGCCAAGACGGCCUAG